Molecule: messenger RNA, 1329 nt
Organism: Catharus ustulatus (Swainson's thrush)
Lineage: Eukaryota; Metazoa; Chordata; Aves; Passeriformes; Turdidae
Gene: CHCHD6
Product: coiled-coil-helix-coiled-coil-helix domain containing 6
Exons: 9
Coding region: 89-826 (245 amino acids)
Biological process (GO): cristae formation; DNA damage response
Cellular component (GO): MICOS complex; mitochondrion
Source: RefSeq, a predicted model, not a curated record
GUACAUUGGCAGGUGCUGCGGGGGCAGAGGCGCUGCCGGCAGCCGGUACGGGAGAGGGGCGCGGCGAGAAUAAGCGACCCCGGGCGGCAUGGGCAGCAGCGCCAGCAGCCACGGCGGCAGGAGGGUGUCCUUCGGGCUGGACGAGCGGGAGCAAGUCCGGGUGCUGCAGGGCAUCAGGCUCACUGAAGAUGUGGUGAACCGAAUGAGAAGGCCCUCUCUAAGUAGAAAGGACACCCAGAGAUCUCCCCGUGCAUCUGAUGGCACAGCUCCAUCUUUACUGGCUGUGGGAGUGGUACCCAAAGCUACAGGAAUUCAGCCACCAAAGGCAAAUGACUCUGCUGCAGAGCAUGAACUCUACAGGAGGUAUGUGGAAGAGCAGGCACUGGUCCAAGAGGAGUUGCUCUGGCUAGCCAAAAGAGAAAGGGAAGCAGCCAGUGAGGCCAAGGAAAGAAGCAGCAUUCUUGAGGAGAGGCAGAAAACAGCCCAGCUGCCUGUGGAUUUGGACGCCUGGGCUAUGCAGCUGCAAGACAGAGAGGCAGAGUUGAAGCUACAAGAGAACUUCUAUAAAGAGCAGUUGGCCCGCAUUGAGAAGAAGAAUGAAGAGAUCUACAAGAUGACAACUGAGCAGUAUCAGGAGGCAGCCACCAAGGCAGAGGAACGGAUAAAGAAGAGAAAUGCUGAUCCUGUCUGUGUAAACCUGCAGUCUGAAAUUCUGAAGUGCUUCCGAGAAAACAAAAGUGCAGUGCUCAAUUGCUCGGAGCUGGCGAAGGAAUAUCAGCGCUGUGUUAGUGCAGCUCAGAAGGAGCUGUUAGUUAAUUCUGGAUAAACAUCAUCCGCCAAAGAGCAGAGGACAGGGACCACAGACGCCCUUGGAAGCCCCAGCAUCCUUCUGGACAGACACUGACCAAAACCAGUGCCUUCUGCUCUCCACGACCUAGACAAUACAGCAUGAUUCCUCUUCUAACUGCCUGCAGGCAUCAGCCUCGGUGAAUGUUCCUGGAGUUGGGAGAAAGGUCCCAGGAGCAGGGGAUGCUGUAGUUUAUUUUCAUUGUUUUGCAAUGUGAAGAACUGUGUUGACCCCAAGUGCUUCCAGCACAGCUUGUAGCUUGGGGUUUUGCCCCAACAUAAGCUGGGUUCACCCAGUUCUAACUUUGGUUUCACCAAAGCUGUUGCCUUUGUUUGUUUGCUCUGGAGAAAGAAGUAUUUGGAAGUAACCCUGAGCAGCUUGUUAGAAUUAGCUGUUCCUAGCAUGCUGCCAUUGGUUGCACCAGCAGGCACAUUCCUUCCCUUCCAAGGUUCCCUCCUAAACAAUAAAGUGUUUAACGGUGA